Siniperca chuatsi (mandarin fish) is the source of this 1943-nucleotide messenger RNA. It is a transcript of the gene nicn1, whose product is annotated as nicolin 1. Gene Ontology annotation, cellular component: nucleoplasm. The record is from RefSeq and is a predicted model, not a curated record. The transcript is spliced from 7 exons. NCBI's taxonomy places the organism in Eukaryota, Metazoa, Chordata, Actinopteri, Centrarchiformes, Sinipercidae. Bases 303 to 959 code for a protein of 218 amino acids.
ACUCAGGCUUUGGGCGGAAGUGGUCAAUGUCCACGACUGUUGUUGUGCUAACAUUUUACAGGUUACAUCCAUGAAGACUGGGUCAGACUGUAUGCAAACUUAUAAAAUAUACUUUAAAUGCAGUCGCACAGACAGCGGCGAGUGCUGCUGGCCCUUUAAGACUCCCACCGUCGCCUUGGUUACACUCAGGAAGCGACAGUUUCUUUAGCAUGUAAACAUCUGCGACUUAAAGCAUUUCAGUCUUACUUUUCUUUUCGCCGUCGACUUUCACAAACUGUGUCUCCUCUCUGACAAGAAAGAAGAUGAGUGGGAGCACUGAUGACAUCAAGCCUGUGAACUGCACCAUCAAACCUCCGGUCUACCUGCAGAUCGGACACGUCAAAACAGACGCGGCUCACUCUGGUGUUUGUGUUGUAGAUGUCACCCUCCCCUUUGGAAACCCCGUCAAUAUUAAGGAAAUCACCUUUAAGAACUACUACACAGCUUAUGUGACUGUGCGUUUGUUGAGGAGGAGCCUCGGGCAGGAGGCCCCCGCUAAGUGGUGCACUGCUCUGAGGAACCUGCCUCUGAUGGACAACCCCCACACUGAGGGAGGCUCCCAGGACUACUGCUCCAUUCACAGGACACAGAUGCAGGUGGAGCCGGAUCACGUGGUGUCUGUGAGACUGAUCCUGAGACAGCCGUCCUCUGCCUGGCUAACCUUCAGCCUUGAAGAGAUCAAAAUAUACCCUCAUAUGGAGCCGGACCCAGAGAAGGAGGUUUCUGAUUGGCUGUCUGACCUGACCCUGGUUGACCAACACCCUGACCUGGAGGGCCUCCCAGACCCCCAGACUGUAUCAUCCAGUAUCCAGCAGAUGUGGGCUCUGACUGAGGUGAUGCAGACCAACCAGACCACCGCCUCCAUCGGACGAUUUGAUGUGGACGGAUGCUAUGAUAUCAACUUGCUCUCCCUGACAUAACACGGCCGCUGCGUUCUUAACGGACGUGGAGCUCGUCCUCGAGGACCGCAGUUCAGUAUAUAAGGUGGUGGUGACGAAGUCUCGCAGAGAAGAACAAAGAAAAAGUAUUACGUAUGUGUUGCCUUUUUUAUUAAAAUUUAUUUCAACUUUAAUGAGAUAACUAUCAUGAUUUAAUUUAUCGUGGCAAACGAGCUCGUACCAGGACACGUGGUGUUCGUAAUGAGGGAAACGCAUGUCAGUAAAAGUACAGCAUUAACUGCACUUACGUUUUUACCGAUGCAGUUAUUUAUUGAGCUGAAAACUAUACUUGCUCAGCGAUACUGCUCAAAUCCUGCAUCCUGUGUGGCAUUGUAACACUGUCAAUAUUCUUAUUGUCUAGCAUCAAUAUUUAGCAUUUUACCGUAAGCUACUGAAACCAUUUCUCCUGUAAUUGGUUGACUAGUACUGAGGUCCAGGCUGCAGAAGGUUUUACAGAGUCCCGUUCAUUGUGAUAAUAUACAGUAAACCAUCAGCCUGUGGCUCAGACUUUAUACUAACACAGGUAACAAGGGAAGGAACAUAUAACAUAUUGUCCGCUGUGGAACACUUGGUGGCAGCAGUGGAUUAUUUAAGAGGUGUGUGUGUGUGUGUGUGUAUAUAUGCGCUGUUAACUUCUUUGCAUCUUUGUGAGGACCAAUUUAGGUUAAAGACCUUGAGUCAGUCCUCACGUCUUCGAGCGGCUGUUGAGGUCAAAUUUGAGAUUUCUGUGUUGAGGUCUGGUGGAGGUUAAGACUGGCUUCAUGUAAGCCAUGUAGUUGUGAUGGUUAAGAUCAGGGGUUAGGAGCUUUAAAACAGCAUUACGUCAGUGAGGGUCCUCACAAGUACUGAAGUACAAAUAUGUGAGAGUUGGACAGAAGUAGGUAGAAGUGUACUCUGUGAAAGCAUUAAACCUUUAUGUUAUUUGCAGAUCUUGUUGUCACAUGUCAAUAAAAACUACUAUUGUCA